Penicillium argentinense is the source of this 1581-nucleotide messenger RNA. Its product is annotated as putative cyclopropane-fatty-acyl-phospholipid synthase. Lineage: Eukaryota; Fungi; Ascomycota; Eurotiomycetes; Eurotiales; Aspergillaceae. Gene Ontology annotation, biological process: cellular response to biotic stimulus. The coding region runs from base 1 to 1581 and encodes 526 amino acids. The transcript is spliced from 5 exons. The record is from RefSeq and is a predicted model, not a curated record.
AUGGAGGACCCUAGCGGUACCUGGAGAAGUCCAGACCGACCCUCGUCCACGGAGGACUUCGAGUUCAUCCAAACCCCGGCAGCUCCGCCUCAGUCCAAGCCUUCCUUCGACUGCGGUGUCCCGACGACCCUGUACCCGGCUAUUAAGAAUGCCCCCGUCCCUGCCGACUCGCCUGGCAGCGACAGCUUUUCCAAUGGCUUGAUGGGCUUCCUGCUCAUUGUGGUCCCCUGGUACCUAGCCCGUCAGGUUGGUGGAGGGUUCUACACCACCAUCUUCUUUGCGAUCUUUACCACCAUCCCCGUCCUGAUGGCUUUCUGGAGCAUUUCCUCCUCUAUUUCUCCUCGCAAGACUGAGAAGGCCAAGUACUGCGGCCGUCCCGUUGAGCACUACCUCCAAUUCCACUCCGAGCACGACCGUGCUACCUACCGCGGCAAGAGCAAGAUUCCCAUGGAGGUCUUCUACGAGAAGUUCUUCAACGGCGAGGUUGACUUUAAGAUGGAUGCUCUGGAGGCUCUUGAGUACCGUCAUGAUUGGGCCAACUUCAAGUUCACAAUGGGUCUCUUCAAGCACUUCCUGUUCGGCUUCAUCCCUGAGAUGCUUCUGCACACUCGUUCCCAGGACGAGGAGCAGGUUCGCGAUCACUACGACCGCGGUGACGACUUCUACGCUUGGUUCCUUGGCCCUCGUAUGAUCUACACUUCUGGUAUCAUCGGUGAUAUCAACAAGGAGGAGUCCUUGGAGGAGCUCCAGGACAACAAGCUGGCCGUUGUCUGUGAGAAGAUCGGUGUUCAGCCCGGUGACAAGAUCCUUGACCUUGGCUGUGGCUGGGGUACUCUCGCCAAGUACGCCUCGGUUCACUAUGGUGCUCACGUUACUGGUAUCACUCUCGGCCGCAACCAGACCGCUUGGGGUAACAAGGGUCUCCGUCGCGCUGGUAUUGAAGACACUCAGAGCCGCAUUCUGUGUUCCGACUAUCGUGAUGCUCCCCGUGUUGAUGGCGGGUACCAAAAGAUCACCUGCCUCGAGAUGGCCGAGCACGUUGGUGUCCGCCACUUCAGCACUUUCUUGUCCCAGGUCUACGAUAUGCUCGACGACGACGGUGUCUUCUUCCUGCAGAUCGCUGGUCUCCGCAAGUCCUGGCAGUACGAGGAUCUCAUCUGGGGUCUGUUCAUGAACAAGUACAUCUUCCCUGGUGCCGAUGCCAGUACCCCUCUCGGAUUCGUCGUUGAUCGCCUCGAAGGUGCCGGCUUUGAGAUCAAGGGUGUCGACACCAUUGGUGUCCACUACUCCGCUACCCUCUGGCGCUGGUACCGAAACUGGAUGGGCAAUAAGGACAAGGUUGUGGCCAAGUACGGCAAGAGAUGGUUCCGCAUCUGGGAAUAUUUUCUCGCCGCUUCCACCAUCACCUCUCGCCAGGGUGGUGCCACCUGCUGGCAGCUUACCCUUGUCAAGAACAUCAACUCCACCCACCGUGUUGAUGGAAUCCAGACCCAGUUCGGUCUCACCGGUGCCCGCCAGGCCGCUAUCGACCGCGCCAACGGCACCAUCCCCAGUGCCCACGUCAUCAAGAAGGACCUGUAA